AUGCUCCGGAACCUGGAAGACCAGGCAACAAGCCGAUUGACAGACUACAUGAACGAGUGCUGGAGGAACGGGAGAAUACCCGACGUAUGGAAGCGGUCCGAGGUGAUCCUCAUGCCGGGUAAACCUCUGGAAAUCCAGAACAUGCGGCCGAUGUCCCUCGCUUCCUGCGUCGGUAAAGUGAUGGAGCACGCCUGCCCGAACAGGGUUAACGGCUACCUGGAGUCUAACGACGUAUACUGCAGCAACACGAUCGGCUUCAGAAGAGGGCUCUCUACUGAAGACGCCAUGAUACAAUUCGAGGUGCAAAUCAUAGACGUCACGGGCGAGGCUUGA
Dermacentor silvarum is the source of this 333-nucleotide messenger RNA. RefSeq lists its product as uncharacterized. Bases 1 to 333 code for a protein of 110 amino acids. The record is from RefSeq and is a predicted model, not a curated record. NCBI's taxonomy places the organism in Eukaryota, Metazoa, Arthropoda, Arachnida, Ixodida, Ixodidae. The transcript has a single exon.